Messenger RNA from Aspergillus campestris IBT 28561, 468 nucleotides. RefSeq lists its product as uncharacterized. Lineage: Eukaryota; Fungi; Ascomycota; Eurotiomycetes; Eurotiales; Aspergillaceae. The transcript is spliced from 2 exons. The coding region runs from base 154 to 354 and encodes 66 amino acids. The record is from RefSeq and is a predicted model, not a curated record.
AUUCUAGAACGCAAAUCGGGUGCCACAUGGCACUUCAGCAUGGUCACUAUAUCUUAUAAAGGGUUGUGCUCGCAAGUCUCAACUUUACGAUAAAAAUCUAUAUCAUCUUCAUUCCUAUCAUCAACGUACAGUACUCGAUUAUAUGUCGUCAUCAUGAAAAUCUCUUGGACCAUCAUUGCCAUCGCUCUCGGUCUCUCCACCACUGUCGUCGCCGGUGGGUGUAAGACCUCCGAGUGCUGCGACAAGCAAGCAAACAAGUGCCGUACGGCCAAGGACGCCAACCAGGCGUACUGUUCCGCAGAGAAGGCCAAGUGCUAUGUUGAGGCGGGACUCAAAGAUCCCUUUGGAGGAUGAACGGGUUUGAUUCGGGGUUCUCGAUGAGGUCUAGCUCCUGUGUUCUGUCUAUUGAUUGAUGCCAUGUUGCUUGUUGUUAUAUAAUUCGCGAACUGUCCGUUGUAUGUGAAUUGA